Molecule: messenger RNA, 750 nt
Organism: Funneliformis geosporum
Lineage: Eukaryota; Fungi; Glomeromycota; Glomeromycetes; Glomerales; Glomeraceae
Source: the annotation of a GenBank genome assembly
AUGAAGAAUAUUAUUUCUAUCUUAGCUUUUGUCAUUUUCGCUCUUACCAUUUUUGGUGUCGAUGCCAACAAUGGCCGUUCCUUGAAAAGAUGUCGAAAUGAUUUGAGAAGAGUGCAAACUAAAGUAAAUGUACUUGAAAAGAAGGCAAAUAAGUGUCCUGUUGUAUUUGGACCAAGCGAUGUUGCUUUUAUAAAGAAUUUGCCACAAGAUUAUUGCUCAAUCUUUAGAAAGGGAGGUUCAAAACAAGGCGAAUUAGGACAAGCUAAUGGACAACAAAUCUUUACUGGCAUUUGCUCAAACACACCACAGGGAGAAAUUCCAAAAGUUGAAAAUAUGCCAUCAACCCUUAUUACUUUCCCAGAGAAUGGUGCCAAAAUUAAGAUAGGUUGUCCAUUCAAAGUUCAAGUUCAUUCCACCAACAUUGAAUUUGGUUUUUUCAGUGAUCCAGUAUUUACAUAUAAUGCUUUCCCACAAGCAUUAAACGAUAAAGGUCAAAUCAAAGGACAUCAACACGUUACCAUCCAAUUUCUUGGUGACAAGAAAAACAAGAAUCCACCAAAUGCUCAAAUAUUUAAUUUCUUCAAAGGUCUUAACGAUAAAUCAAAUAAUGGAAAAUUGGAAACACUUGUCGAUGUUGGUUUACCAAAAGUAGGAUUAUACAGAAUUUGUACCAUCCUCUCAUCCUUCAGUCAUCAAAGCGUUGUAUUGGUAUGUACAUGUACAAAAUAUUUAUUGGAUUUUUGUAUUUGA